Molecule: messenger RNA, 1683 nt
Organism: Akanthomyces muscarius
Lineage: Eukaryota; Fungi; Ascomycota; Sordariomycetes; Hypocreales; Cordycipitaceae
Exons: 1
Coding region: 1-1683 (560 amino acids)
Source: RefSeq, a predicted model, not a curated record
AUGGCUCGCACGCGGAGAUCGCGUCAGGCCGCCGAUGCUCCCGCUGCCAGCGUGCCAGCCCAAGGCGACACUGAACAGCAAGCCGCCCCUUCCAAGCGACAAGAAUCCGUCGACAACGCCUCUUCCGCUGCCGGUCCUUCGCGCGCACCACCCGCCUCUUCCAUCCGCAACACCAGCGUCGACUCUGUCGAGAUUGGCCGGCGCGCGCUGGAGACGCCGUCGCUCCGCCGCGACACCACCGGUCUGGACCUCGCCGACGACAGCGUCUUUGGCGACUUGGGCGACAGCUUCGCCGACGUGUCGGACGUGGACGACCGGGCGGCGCCGCGCUCGGCAUCGACCACGCGCUCCUGGAGCACGUUCAAGCCACGCUCGCGCGCGUCGAGCUUCGUCGGCCGCAACGAUCCCCCGAUCCGACCCAGCAGCCGCGGCGGCGCCGUCAACAACUCGGCCCUGACGACGUCAUUCAGCAUUGGCGCGUUCCGUCGACGGGCGAGGGAGCCCAGCAUCCUGGGCACCACGCGCAAGGGACCGCGCUCGGAGACGUCGAGCCGCGGUGGUGGUGAUGGUGCGCAGUCGGAUCUGGAGAGCGAGGGCGAGGAGCUUUUGCCGGACGCCGAGUCCACGCCGCUGCACACGGGGCGUCGCCGCACACGGGCCAGCCUGGCGUCGAAUGCCCCCGUCGCUGCCACCGCUGCCGUCCAGAGGAGAGCUGUCUCGGCCAAUGUGAGCGCAGGGCCAGCGACGAGGAAGCGAAAGAGCGAGGCGGCCGCGGCCGAGGAGCGGGCUGCCAAGACGACAAGGACGGUGGAAACGGAUAGUGAUUCGGAGAUUUCCGAUCUGGACUCGCCACAAAUGCCGCCGUCGACGCCCGUCCGCCAGCGAGCAAUGACCCCCGUCAACUUGGACGAGAUCAACGCGCCACCCGCAAGCAGCGGUUCCGAGGAUGAGGGCGAUGUUUGGCCCGACAUUCACGCACUGGCGAAGCGUCGCCGGCGUCCAUCCUUCACGACGCCGCUCCGCGCUGCCGCUGGCGAGGACGACGAGAUUCUGUCCGACAUUUCGUCUCCCCCGUCAUUGACGCACUCCCCCAACCAUGAGAGCCGCACCGUCCCCCGCGGUCGUGCUCCUCUGCGGGCUCCUCAACCAAAGCCUCUGAUGACGGCCGACCUGGCCAAUCUACUGCCUAAGAGAAAGUACAAGAAAACACGUCGCGCGGGCGCUAACAGCGACGAGGAGGAGGAAGAGGAAGAAGUCGAGGAGGAAGACGAGGAAGAGGAAGAGGAAGAAGUCGAGGAGGAAGACGAGGAAGAAGAAGUACCCGUGACGCGCACGCGCGGUGGCCGUAUCAGUCGUCCACCAAGCCGCGCCGCCUCUGCCUCUGGCCAGAAGCAGCAGGGCGGCACACCGGCCCGCCGCACGCGCAGCGCGUCCAAGCACAAGACGUACGGACGUCGCUCGUCAGACAAAGAAAACAACUCGGACGAUGAAGAGGUCGAGGACGACAGCCAGUUCCAGCCGCUCGCGGACGACACGUUUGAGGACACAACGGCGGCCGCCGCGCCAGACUUUCAGUCGAUAGACGAGCUGAAGCGCGCGACCAAGAAGUUUAGCGAGGUGGACAAGUGGCAGCUUGAGUACGAGGAGCUAUCUGAGGGAGAUUCGCCGACGGGAGCGCGGUAG